Penicillium concentricum is the source of this 465-nucleotide messenger RNA. RefSeq lists its product as uncharacterized. The transcript is spliced from 2 exons. Bases 1 to 465 code for a protein of 154 amino acids. Gene Ontology annotation, cellular component: mitochondrial inner membrane; TIM23 mitochondrial import inner membrane translocase complex. Gene Ontology annotation, biological process: protein import into mitochondrial matrix. Lineage: Eukaryota; Fungi; Ascomycota; Eurotiomycetes; Eurotiales; Aspergillaceae. Gene Ontology annotation, molecular function: transmembrane protein transporter activity. The record is from RefSeq and is a predicted model, not a curated record.
AUGGAUCACACGCGCGAUCCUUGUCCUUGGGUUGCCCUGAGCGACUUUGGCGGUGCCUUCGCCAUGGGUGCUAUUGGUGGCGCUGUCUGGCACGGUGUUAAGGGGUUCCGCAACAGUCCUUACGGCGAGCGCCGGAUAGGCGCGCUCACAGCAAUCAAGGCGCGCGCCCCCGUUCUCGGCGGUAACUUCGGCUGCUGGGGAGGUCUUUUCAGUAUCUACGACUGUUCAAUUAAGGGUAUCCGCAAGAAGGAAGAUCCCUAUAACGCUAUCAUUGCUGGUUUCUUUACCGGUGGCUCCCUUGCUAUCCGUGGUGGUUAUAAGGCCGCCCGCAACUCCGCUAUUAUGUGUGCCGUCUUCCUCGCUGUCAUCGAGGGUGUCGGUAUUGGUUUCCAGCGCAUGAUGGCCGAUAACACAAAGCUCGAGCUUCCUCCCCUUCCUCCGUCGGAGCAGAAGGCCCACGCUUGA